GAUAAGGAGCCUCGUGGGAUCAUCCCCUUAGAGAACCUCAGUAUCAGAGAAGUGGAGGAACCCAGGAAACCAGUGAGUGCUUCAUGAUACUGCAUCAUAGCCCUUAUGAACCGUUAUUAUGUCACUAUUAUAUUAGGUGGUACUGGUAGUCAACCUCAUCCACAAGGUUCCACUCAUCCAGUGGAGAAACCCAACCCAUGAUAUCACCAGGGGUCAAAAGUCAACAUAGUCUUGCAUAUUUCUAGUAAUGUAUUUGACCUGGAACAUGUAACCUAGUUGGGGAUGGGGUCUCUCUAAUGUUGGGCAAUACAACCACCCUUUCACCUCCACCUUGUUGGGAUUAUGCUACAAUGCUACCACCCUUUCACCACCACCUUGCCCCCCCCCCCCCAGAACUGCUUCGAGCUCUACAACCCCAACCACAAGGGUUCGGUGAUCAAGGCGUGUAAGACGGAGGCGGACGGCCGGGUCGUCGAGGGCAACCACACGGUGUACAGGAUAUCAGCGCCCACGACUGAGGAGAAAGAGGAGUGGAUCAAAUCCAUAAAGUAAGACUCCUGACCGCCACAUACACUAUCUAGGCUGCAAUGCUAGUUAGCAUCCCUCCACUCCCCACCACAUUCACUAUCUAGGCUGCAAUGCUAGUUAGCAUCCCUCCACUCCCCACCACAUUCACUAUCUAGGCUGCAAUGCUAGUUAGCUUCUCAAAACCACUCUCCACCACAUUCACUAUCUAGGCUACAAUGAUAGUUAGCUUCUCUCCACUCCCCACCACAUUCACUAUCUAGGCUGCAAUGAUAGUUAGCUUCCCUCCACUCCCCGCCACAUUCACUAUCUAGGCAGCACUGCUAGUUAGCUUCCCAAAACCACUCCCCACCACAUUCACUAUCUAGGCUGCAAUGCUAGUUAGCUUCCUAAAACCACUCCCCACCACAUUCACUAUCUAGGCUGCAAUGCUAGUUAGCUUCUCAAAACCACUCUCCACCACAUUCACUAUCUAGGCUACAAUGAUAGUUAGCUUCUCUCCACUCCCCACCACAUUCACUAUCUAGGCUGCAAUGAUAGUUAGCUUCCCUCCACUCCCCGCCACAUUCACUAUCUAGGCUGCACUGCUAGUUAGCUUCCCAAAACCACUCCCCACCACAUUCACUAUCUAGGCUGCAAUGCUAGUUAGCUUCCUAAAACCACUCCCCACCACAUUCACUAUCUAGGCUGCAAUGCUAGUUAGCUUCCUAAAACCACUCCCCACCACAUUCACUAUCUAGGCUGCAAUGCUAGUUAGCUUCCCAAAACCACUCCCGACCACAUUCACUAUCUAGGCUGCAAUGCUAGUUAGCUUCCCAAAACCACUCCCCACCACAUUCACUAUCUAGGCUACAAUGCUAGUUAGCUUCCCAAAACCACUCCCCACCACAUUCACUAUCUAGGCUCUAAUGCCAGUUAGCUUCCCAAAACCCCUCCCCACCACAUUCACUAUCUAGGCUACAAUGCUAGUUAGCUUCCCUCCACUCUCCACCACAUUCACUAUCUAGGCUACAAUGAUAGUUAACUCCCCCAGGGGAAAUCGGGAAGGAUUCGUUACCGCUUAAAGCACCCCGUGGGAUGGGGAGCGAGCCCAGCUAGCCUGACCAGGAAAGGAGGCUCAAAACUGCUAGUUAGCUUCUCAAAACCACUCUCCACCACAUUCACUAUCUAGGCUACAAUGAUAGUUAGCUUCCCUCCACUCCCCACCACAUUCACUAUCUAGGCUGCACUGCUAGUUAGCUUCCCAAAACCACUUCCCACCACAUUCACUAUCUAGGCUGCACUGCUAGUUAGCUUCCCAAAACCACUCCCCACCACAUUCACUAUCUAGGCUGCAAUGCUAGUUAGCUUCCUAAAACCACUCCCCACCACAUUCACUAUCUAGGCUGCAAUGCUAGUUAGCUUCCCAAACCACUCCCGACCACAUUCACUAUCUAGGCUGCAAUGCUAGUUAGCUUCCCAAAACCACUCCCCACCACAUUCACUAUCUAGGCUCUAAUGCCAGUUAGCUUCCCAAAACCCCUCCCCACCACAUUCACUAUCUAGGCUACAAUGCUAGUUAGCUUCCCUCCACUCUCCACCACAUUCACUAUCUAGGCUACAAUGAUAGUUAACUCCCCCAGGGGAAAUCGGGAAGGAUUCGUUACCGCUUAAAGCACCUCGGGGGAUGGGGAGCGAGCCCAGCUAGCCUGACCAGGAAAGGAGGCUCAAAACUGGGCUAAAGCCCCAGCGCUUCCCCCCUGUAGCCACAGAGGCUAACAAGCACCAUGCAGUGUGUGUGUGUUAUCUUCUCCAGAGGUAGUCAAGAAGGAUUUAGCCAAGAUAAAAGGCUUUCAUGUCAUUCACAUUUCCUCAGUAAAAUAGGGAUGGUCAUAUAGUCAAUCUCCUUAUCCUCUUAUCUUUAAUCACGAUUUAGGACAGUUUUUAAAUAAACAGUUAAGACUACUUUUAGGGGACAAUCUGUGUGAGUUUGGAAAAUUCUGAACUGGACUAUGAAGCUCUUAUAUAACUGUAUCAAAUACAUUUUAUGUAGGCUAACUCAAUAUAUUUGCUAUACUGUAGCGCCAUUGUAAUAAGUCAAUAUUUGGUAACAUAUUCAUAUCCAUUUCAAUGUGUCGCAAUGUCUUUUCAUGGAUAAACUUGAUCCUAUUUCAUUCUCUGUUUAAUUUAUUUCCAGAAAGAAAGGCACCCCGGGGUUUCUUCUUUUGUUUUUCUGAAAUUAGGUUGCGGUAAAUAACCAAACCUAAAAAAAAGGAGAGGAAUUGUUGUCAUAGCUCAGAGACAUAGUCAUAUAUGGGGCUCAAUGUAAAGGGAGUAAGAGAGAGAGAAUCCACAGUGGGGGGUUGAGCCGGUUUUGGCUUUGUGCUGGUGCUAACAGGAUUUUACACCCGUGAAACUGAAACUGCGCUCUGUGCCGGAGCCAGAAUGGCUCUCUGACUCACUUCGCUUUGUGCAGAGUGCCUUCUCUCCCAGAAAAAAAGAGAAGGGAGUGUUGAUAAUUUAGAGCGCUAUUGUUUCCCCUGCACUCCAACCUAUAAACCUGGAAAACUGCAGAGAGGAGAGAGUGUGCUAGAAUGAGAACACUUGGAAGGGUUCUAGAACAGGGAAUCAGGGAACGACAUUCCACAGAAUCUCUGAAAGAGAUGGAACCGGAGUGCUGAGGAAAAUAAGAAAAAAGGGGGUGGAUAGGUUCUCUUCAGAAACCAUGGAAACAAAACUAGGUCACCGAACAAACUUUAAUUUUUUUGAUCUAGUUAGUUAUUAAGGCAUGGGUUUUGUAGAAAUGUGGCUGCAUUUCCAUAUCAAAGAUGCUCAAGUUUCCCCUUGGCGUAUUAUUAUAUAUUUGUUUUGAUUGGCUGUUCCAGGGCGAGCAUCAGCAGGGAUCCCUUCUACGAUAUGUUGGCCACCAGGAAGAGACGGAUCGCCAACAAG
This is a messenger RNA of Coregonus sp. 'balchen', 3456 nucleotides long. Lineage: Eukaryota; Metazoa; Chordata; Actinopteri; Salmoniformes; Salmonidae. The record is from the annotation of a GenBank genome assembly.